Messenger RNA from Fonsecaea erecta, 441 nucleotides. RefSeq lists its product as hypothetical. Bases 1 to 441 code for a protein of 146 amino acids. The transcript has a single exon. The record is from RefSeq and is a predicted model, not a curated record. NCBI's taxonomy places the organism in Eukaryota, Fungi, Ascomycota, Eurotiomycetes, Chaetothyriales, Herpotrichiellaceae.
AUGUCUCUCAUGGGAAGAAGUCCCCGUCUCGUGAUCAUCAAUAACAACGAUGGCCAUAACACCAAGAAGAGUAAAGGGUGGUUGAUAGCGGUCAUCGUUCUCAGCAGCAUCAGUCUUUUCUGUGGCAUCCUUGCAAUGGUACUCCGUAUGCUCGCGCGGAGGAGAGCACGGGGCGCCAAAGAUCAGCCGAGCAUCGCCGGGCCGUCUGAAGAAAGUACAAACCUUGCGGAUGCUUCUAUCGUCGAUUCGAGGCAGAAGGAACACCCAUACUACAAGAGCACCGGAUACGAGGCGACUCCAGAUCAAAACCAGACUCUGCUCGGCAACGACGAAAGGGAUCCGGUCACACGCUGGGACAGUGACUCUGGCGUGGCUGCAGGCGUCCAGCGACCUGAAAGCAUUGCCAGCUCUUACAAUGCACCGCCUCCUCGGUAUGAAUAG